Malassezia japonica is the source of this 3114-nucleotide messenger RNA. It is a transcript of the gene ROT2, whose product is annotated as glucan 1,3-alpha-glucosidase. Gene Ontology annotation, molecular function: carbohydrate binding; alpha-glucosidase activity. Gene Ontology annotation, cellular component: glucosidase II complex. Gene Ontology annotation, biological process: N-glycan processing; carbohydrate metabolic process. NCBI's taxonomy places the organism in Eukaryota, Fungi, Basidiomycota, Malasseziomycetes, Malasseziales, Malasseziaceae. The transcript has a single exon. Bases 1 to 3114 code for a protein of 1037 amino acids. The record is from RefSeq and is a predicted model, not a curated record.
AUGCGGAGUGUGUUGACGUUCGGAGCUGUGGCCAGUGCCUGGGCGCUGGUCGCAGCAGUGCGUCCUGGUGACUUUAAGAAGUGCGAGGACACGUCGCUCUGCCGCCGAUUCCGCCGGAUCGCUGAGCACGCGGAAACGACGGGCGUCGUCUCGCCCUACUCGGUGCCGAGCGGCGGCGAGAUGGACGGCCACCAGCUGCGCCUCGACGUGAGCAGCGCGCUGCACCCCGACAUUCGAUUUGAUAUGGUCUUUUCGUUCUUUGAGGACGGUACGGCGCGCGUGCAGAUGGACCAGGGAGGAGAGCGGUACAACAAUCUCCGCCGCUACAACGAGGCGCCGGUGUGGGCCAUCGCCCAGAUGCCGGAGCCUGCGUCGAAUAUCGCGAUGGAGUACAGCAGCGACACACAAAAGACGACCGUGCAGUGGGGCACGGCCCAGAACGAAAUGAUCCUCGAGCACGAGCCGCUCCGUGUACAGUUCGUGCGCGACGGCAUUGUCCAAAUGAUCCUCAACGACCGCUCGCUCCUGCACAUGGAGCACUUCCGCCCGAAGCCCGAGGUUUUCCCGAGCCCAGAGGAGCCCGAAGAUGCCAAGUCGUCGCUCGUCUUCCAGAAGCGGGCUGCCGACCUCGCUACGCGCCACGGACGCCGCUCCAAGCCGUCGCGCGAGACGAUCGAGCACUGGGCCGGGUUCGAGAAGGAGGACCAUGGCGAGUGGGAAGAGUCGUGGAGCGGCACCAAGGACUCGAAGCCCAAGGGGCCCGAGGGUCUCGGCCUCGACGUGUCCUUCCCAGGCUACGGCACGCUGUUUGGCCUGCCCGAGCACGCCUCGCCCCUGUCGCUCCGCUCGACGCGCGCGCCGCCUGCGGGCGAGGAGGAAGAGGCGGGUCGCUUCACGGACCCCUACCGCCUGAUGAACACGGACGUGUUCGAGUACGAGUACGACUCGCCCAUGGCGCUGUACGGCAACGCCCCGAUCCUGCACGCCCAGAGCAAAGGCAGCGGCGUGAGCGUGCUGUGGCUCAAUGCCGCCGAGACGUGGGUCGACCUGCACAAGACCAAGCGCCGCCCCGGCCCCGCGGUGCUGAAAGGCCGCGCAAGCGAGCGCUCGUCGCUCGACGAGACGCUGGUCAAGGGCGGCACGUCGGACCUCUCGUCGCACGCGCACUUUUUCUCCGAGGCGGGCGUGCUCGACCUCUUUGUGUUCCUCGGCCCGUCCGCGGAGGUGAACAUGGAGCGCUUCACGUCGCUGGUCGGCCGUACGGCGCUGCCGCAGUACUUUGCGAUCGGCUACCACCAGUGCCGCUGGAACUAUCUGUCUGACGACGACGUGAAGGACGUGAGCGUGCAAUUUGACGAGGCGGAUAUGCCGAUGGACGUCAUCUGGCUCGACGUCGAGUACAGCAAGACCCGCAUGUACGGCGUGUGGGACAAGCGCUCGUUUAUCGAUCCUCUGGGCAUGGUCGAGGCACUCGACGAGCGCGGCCGCAAGCUCGUCAUCAUCAUCGACCCCCACCUGAAAACGACCUCGGAGUACUACCUGUACGACGAGGCGAAGAAGGGCGACCUGCUCGUCAAGAACGCCGACGGCAAGACGGACUACGAAGGCGAGUGCUGGCCGGGCCAGUCGAGCUGGAUCGACGUGUUCAACCCCAAGGUGUGGGAGUGGUGGAUCAGCCAGUUCCUCCUGCCCAAGGGCAAGCUCGAGGGCAACGCGCGCAACCUCUUUGUGUGGAACGACAUGUCGGAGCCGGCCAUCUUUUCGGGCCCGGAAGUGACGUCGCCCAAGGACGUCAUCCACCACGGCAACUGGGAGAACCGCGACUUGCACAACAUCAACGGCCUCAUCUACCAGAACCUCACGUCGAUCGGCCUCACGCGCCGCGAGCUCGGGACCAAGGACAAGCACGGCCUGUCGGGCGUCGAGCGCCGGCCGUUCGUCCUGAGCCGCGCGUGGUGGCUCGGCUCGCAGCGCUUCGGCGCGAUCUGGACCGGAGACAACAUGGGCACAUGGGAACACUUUGCCGGAUCCGUGCCCAUGAUCCUCCAGAACGGCCUGGGCGGAAUGAGCUUCUGCGGCGCAGACAUUGGUGGCUUCUUUGGCAACCCCGACGAGGAGCUGCUUGUGCGCUGGUACCAGGCCGGGAUCUUUGAGCCGUUCUUCCGCGCGCACGCCCACAUCGACACCAAGCGCCGCGAGCCGUACCUCUACGACGGCGAGCCACGCAAGGCGAUGCGCGGCCUGCUUCAGCUGCGCUACCAGCUCCUCCCGGUCUGGUACACAGCCUUUUGGCAGAGCAACGUCGCGGGCCAGCCGGUGCUCAAGACGCAGCACCUCCUCUUCCCCCACGAUGAGAACGGGUUCGCGGUCGGCGACCAGUUCUACCUCGGCGACUCGGGCCUUCUUGUCAAGCCCCCAGUGACCCAGGGCGUGGACCGCGUCGAAAUGUACCUCGCCGAGGACCAGAUGUACUACCACUACUUUACCCAGCACGAGUACCGCGGCGCACAGAGCGGCCGCCGCGUCACCGUCCCCGCCCCGCUCACCAACGAGGUGCCGCUGCUGAUCCGCGGCGGGUCGAUUUUGCCGGUGCGCGAGCGAAACCGCCGCGCGGCAGAGCUGCAGCGCCGCGACCCUUUUACCCUGUACAUUGCGCUCUCGCGCAACCGCCAAGGCACGCGCGCCGAGGGCGAGCUGUACAUGGACGACGGCCAGACGUUUGCCUACCGCGACCAGAACGCGUUCAUCGCGCGCCACUUUGUGCUGGCGCAGGAGAAGGGCGUGCACCGCCUGCGUGCUUCCGCGCUCACCGGCAAGGACGCCAAGAUCCCGAACAGCGACGCGACGGCGCUGCAGACCGCACACAAUCCGUUUGUGCAAGAAAUCCAGUCGGUGCGCGUCGAGCGCAUCGUGAUCCUGGGCCUCGAGCAGGAGCCACGGACGAUCGUCGCGCACGCCGCCGACGGACGCACCGAGACGCUGUCCUUUACGUGGCGCGCGGCGGCCAAGGUCGCACGCUCGGCGACGGACAGCAGCGAGAUGCGUGCGUCGGAGCUCGUGAUCCGCGACCCGCGCAUGCUCAUUGCGCAGGACUGGUCGGUGGAGAUUCAGUAG